AUUGAUAUUCUUUGCAUUAAUACACACUUCCUAAUGUAAAACAAAACAAACACUUGGGAAAAAGUGAUUGUCCUAACCAAGGUCAUAGAGAAAAAAGAAAGAAUUGUUAAAAAAAGAGAAAAAUUAAAAGAACGAAAGUUUGGCAGGAUUAAAUUUUUUGUUAGUUUGCACUCAAAGCUAAGCAAACAAAUUAGAUAUAAAAUGGAGUAUGAGGAGUGUGCAAACAGACUGGUUCUUGUAUAAAAAGCUCAUCUAUACGUUCAAACCUUCAUUUAGAGUUACGGAAGUUUUACAAAAAGACAACGAUUAUUUUUUUAUAUUCUCACAUAACAUGGGUAAUGCAAAAUCUCUCAUUGGAAAAUCAAAAUUACGCAAACUUAAUCCUAAGACUCUAGCAGAAUUGCAGAAAAAUGUUGAUGUUUAUUUCACUGCUGAUGAGAUUCAAGAAUGGUUUCAAGAAUAUCAAUCUAAUCUGAAUAAAGGCAUGUCUAAAUUGACAAGGAAGGAUUUCAAGGAAGUUUAUAACACUGUAUUUCAUGGCGAUGCCACAUCUUUUGUGGAUCAGUUAUUUCGUUGUUUUGACAUCGAUGGGGAUGGUUUUGUCGAUUUCAAGGAAUUCAUUGUAGGACUUUGUGUAUCUAGCAGCGAGAAUUCAGAGACAAAGUUAAAAUGGGCGUUUAAUAUGUACGAUAUUGAUGGAAAUGGAAUGAUUUGUAAAGAGGAAAUGGUUCAUAUAAUCAAGGCAAUCUACAAAAUGACGAAUACAGUUGAACACGGUGAACAAGACAGUGCCGAAGAGAUGUGUACUCGAUUUUUUGAGAAAUUUGAUUUGAAUCGUGACGGAUACAUAAGUUUUAAAGAAUUUAAAGAAGGGGCAAUGGAAGACUCAAUGAUAGUGAAGCUGCUUGAAUGUGACCCUGAUCCACAUAUUUGACACAUUCACAUUUUCUUCGGAAGCAAAAUAAACUCCACUGUUUUAUGGAAAUGUUUAUUUUCUGAGAUUGAGUACCCAUGCUUAAUUCAAUAAUUGUAUGUUUUCGUUUUUCUUUUACAUUUUGAAUCAAUACAAAUGUCUUAUGUCUUUUUAAACUUGUAUGACUGUAUGAAUAAACUAUUCUAGAUUAUAUGAAUAAUGA
Messenger RNA from Ruditapes philippinarum (Manila clam), 1136 nucleotides. Its product is annotated as neurocalcin-delta-like. Lineage: Eukaryota; Metazoa; Mollusca; Bivalvia; Venerida; Veneridae. Gene Ontology annotation, molecular function: calcium ion binding. Bases 209 to 934 code for a protein of 241 amino acids. The record is from RefSeq and is a predicted model, not a curated record. The transcript is spliced from 2 exons.